Aplosporella prunicola CBS 121167 is the source of this 2025-nucleotide messenger RNA. RefSeq lists its product as uncharacterized. The record is from RefSeq and is a predicted model, not a curated record. Bases 209 to 1828 code for a protein of 539 amino acids. The transcript has a single exon. Lineage: Eukaryota; Fungi; Ascomycota; Dothideomycetes; Botryosphaeriales; Aplosporellaceae.
CACCGAAGUCCAACAAUCCAUUCAGUUAGCUAUUGUAACCUAUAGAGCAUAAAUCCAUCCCCAUGAAGCUUCCUCCAACUUCUUUCAACCUGUGAACCGUCUGCCACCUUCUGCAAGCCCAUCACCGAAAUCUUGACCUUUUCUGCUUCCCCUCUCCUACCUUUUUUGCCUACCCCUUUCCGCCACCAUCACCACCACCACCACCAUCAUGGACAACUUCGGCCUCGAGAACGCCGUCUUCUGGUGGACGGACCCGGAGCCCCCUUACGCCUACGACGUGCCUGGCGAGCACGACCCGACGGAAUUCCCGCUCUUCGAUCUCCCUCCCUUGGACGCAGCGGAGGAGGAGCUGUUCCCCGGCAUGGGCGAGCCUGCCCCUGAGCCUAGCCCCUCGACCAGCCUCGAUAACGGCGAAGGCGACGAAGACGGCGACGAAGACGGCGAGGACAGCGGCGAGCGCGGCGUCGGCGGGCCCAUCGUCAUCUCCUCCGACGAUGGCGACGAAAUGUCCAACGACAACAACGACGACGACGACAGCUACAGCGAACUCGGCGCUCCCACCACCACCACAUCCGUCACAGACAUCUCGUCCGCCAACGCCAACAACACAGCUCUUUCCGCCUCCGCACCCGUCACCACCGCCGCCGCCGCUGCCAUGUCCGCCCCGCCGCGGCCCUCGCUCAUCCAAGAGAAGGCCGACGCGGCCCAAGACAACAAGACCGGGCGCCGCAACCCCGACUGGAACGCGUACGAGCGCGAGAGCUGCGCCGCCGCAAUGCGCCAAAGCCUGCGCGACACGCCGGUGCUCCAGACCGUCGAGCGCUGGGACGACGUGCGCGCCAUUCUUGCCAGCCAGUUCAACAUCAAUCGCCGCACUGCUUCCGGCGUCAAGAACUAUUGGAACCGCAAUGGACGCGUCGAGUCGGGCGUCGAUGAGCGGAAGAGACCAAGGGCCCAGGCUAUGCGCACGACGCUUUGUGGCGAGGACAAGAAGGAGGAGCAGAAGGCCCAGAGAGCCGCCGCCGCCGCCGCCGCUGCUGCUGCUGCUGUUGCUUCCAGCAAGGAUCCCGGCUCCAAGCACAGCGUCCGCCGUGCGCGCCGCGCGGGCGACGACGACGACUUCGGCUUUGUUGGCGAGUCACUGGCUCUGAAAUCUUCUGCUGCUGUCCAGGCGCUUAAGGCUGCCGCUGCCUACCCGGUUCCUGGUGAUGGAAAGCCCCUUUACAGGAAGGACUGCCAUCAUUACAACAGGUUCCUUCCGACGACUGGCGGCAAAGAGCACCCCGGCGCUGCGAAGACGCAUCUUUCCAUGGCUGGCGGCAAGAGGCUUCUCUCAAUCGGCCGCAAGAGCAUUCCUUCGACUGGUGAAGAGGAUCUCCCUGGACUCGGGGGCAAAGGCCUCAAGUUGCGCAAGCGCGGCGCCAGCUACGACGACGACGGCGACGACGAUGAAGACACCAACUCUGGCAACUCCCACGUCUCAAAGAAGGCCAAGCUGGACACAGAGGCAUACCAGGCUCGUGCCGAGACUUCUGGUGAACAUUCUGAAGGAUACGCGGAGGUUCAUGAAUAUGGAGAUGAAGAGGAGCAGGGGGAUGAAGAUUACGAGACGAUUGAGGGUUACGAAGACGACAAAGAAAACUACGAACAAGACGACCAGCCCGAAGAAGAAGAAGAAGAGCAGCAGUUGGAGGAAGAAGAGAGUACCAACCCCGAGCAGGGCAAGGCUGAGAAGCAGGUUCAGGAGGAAAAAGACCAUGCGCUCGCCCUUGAGUUGAACAGCGAGUGCAGCUACAAUAUGCGUAGCUCUCGUCGCUCCUACGGAUGAGAUUUGGGAUUGGUCUUUUGUUUUUUAGCGAUACAAUGUUCAAGCUUGUCUUUCUUUACCGAUACGGUACUUGAGCUUGCCUUGGGGUGCAGUGGCAGCAAAUGAACUUCUAGGUAGAUAUGAUACUCAAGCUGGUCUUGAGAGCUUGUGGCAGCUUGAAUUAAUCAAUAAAUACAUGUUGUUUUCGAGAUGGCUUG